This is a messenger RNA of Anopheles coustani, 1495 nucleotides long. RefSeq names its product dolichol kinase (gene Dolk). The transcript has 5 exons. Gene Ontology annotation, molecular function: dolichol kinase activity. NCBI's taxonomy places the organism in Eukaryota, Metazoa, Arthropoda, Insecta, Diptera, Culicidae. Gene Ontology annotation, biological process: dolichyl monophosphate biosynthetic process. The coding region runs from base 58 to 1473 and encodes 471 amino acids. The record is from RefSeq and is a predicted model, not a curated record. Gene Ontology annotation, cellular component: endoplasmic reticulum membrane.
AAUCUCUUAUCAACAACAUUUGAAAACGAUGCGACUAGAUGAAUCAAAACAUUAGUUAUGCGGCCGAUAGACAAAUCUUACGCUACCAGGCCUGGCGCUAGCGAGGGCUGGUGGCUUUGCUCGUUGGUGCCUUCCUGCUAUGCAGCGACAAUUUGGCGGAAUUUUCAGCACCAUCAGAAUGCGCACUUGCCGCAGGAUUACAAACGCACGGUGAUUGUGACCUUUGGCCUGCUGCUGCACUCGCUUGUAAUUCGUGGCCAAAUACAGGCACGAUGGAAUCGCCGACAGGCAAUUGUGCUUAUGAGUAUCGUUGCGGCUCUCUGUUCCGUACUGUUAGGCGUGUGUCUGGCGGAGAAUAUUGUUUUCUGUACCUUCAGUGGCUUCCUACCGGUAUUACUGUACGAUAGAACAUAUUUCUCCAUUUUUUCAAUGAUACCAAAGAGUUUCACCUUCGGCGAGGCAUUCAUCGUCGUUCAGGGAAUUGUUGUAUUUUUAUACGGCACCUUACUGCAGCUCCCACGGUUGAUCAUUCAACAGGAAAAGGAUCUUAGUGAUAUGAAAAUAAUUUAUUCCAUACUGCAGGUUGUCCUGUUAGGGAUUACGACGCUUGCCCUGGCAACGUAUAGAAUUAAGCUGCUUCGUAACUCAUUCUCAUUUUGGCUCGCGACGUUGAUCACCGGGUGCUCUGUGGCGUUAUUUCCAAUCGGGCGUCUACCAACUAUCACCCGGCUGGUCCUUUUCGUUGCCAGUGAUCCACACACUCUGGCAACGAUGGCCACGUACAUGGCAUUACUGUUGUGCACCGUUUGUUUCAUCAAGUGGCAGUUCAACAAUGGACACCGCACGACGACUGCCACCCGGAAAGUGUUCCACCUACUUAUAGUGUUGGUUUACGGACCGGGACUGUGGUACCAGUGUCGACUGCUUUUCUUAGCCAGUGGGUUAAUGCUAGGGUUACUGAUCGUCCUAGAGAUGGCUCGCCUGAUACAGUUAUCGCCCAUUGCUGGCAUACUGAACACGACCGUCAAUAUGUUCAUCGACGAGAAAGACGCAGGCCCCGUGGCGCUCACGCCAAUCUAUCUGCUCGUCGGUUGCUCGUUGCCACUCUGGCUGCAUCCGUCCCCAUGCGAUAUGACAAACUCUGCCGGACUGCAAACGCUCCUCCUUUCGGCCGGUGUGCUGUCGAUCGGUAUCGGUGAUACGGCCGCGAGUGUUGUCGGGUAUCAUUUGGGAAGACACAAGUGGAGCGCUUCUACGAGCAAAUCGGUCGAAGGGACUGUUGCCUCUGUUUUGCUCCAAACGCUGGCCGUUUGGGGUCUUUACGAAACGGGAUUAGUACAACUGACGGUCACCAAGGCGGCCUACGCCGGUAUUGCCAUCAUCGUGAAUGCGCUCAUCGAGUCCAGAACGGAUCAAAUUGAUAACUUAGUACUACCACUUGUUACAUAUUUUUUAUUGACUGGCUCUUCGUGAUAAAACUAUAAAAAAAAACAUU